Lasiosphaeria miniovina is the source of this 830-nucleotide messenger RNA. RefSeq lists its product as uncharacterized. Gene Ontology annotation, molecular function: peroxidase activity; heme binding. The transcript has a single exon. The coding region runs from base 5 to 643 and encodes 212 amino acids. Gene Ontology annotation, cellular component: cytosol. Lineage: Eukaryota; Fungi; Ascomycota; Sordariomycetes; Sordariales; Lasiosphaeriaceae. The record is from RefSeq and is a predicted model, not a curated record.
UGACAUGAACUUUGAGUUUGAGCGCCAGCUGCUUGACGCGCUCGGCGAUUCCGUCUCGGUGGCUGACGAGACCAUCGGUUUCCGCUAUUUUGACGUGCGGGACCUGCUCGGCUUCGUCGAUGGCACGGCGAAUCCGGCAACCGCUACCCAGAUCAGCAAGGCUGUUCUCGUCGCGUCUGACGAUGGAGAUCCGGCGGACUUGGCUGCCACGGGGGCAGUGGGCGGGAGUUAUGUAGUUGUGCAGAAAUACGUGCACGACAUGAAGGCCUGGUGCAGUCUGUCGAGCGAAGCUCAAGAAGCCGUCAUUGGGCGCACGAAAUGGGACAAUGUCGAGCUGGCUGACGCGGACGACUCUAAGCAAAAAGCGCACAAGACGCUUGCCAACAUCACUGAUGACGACGGAACUGAACAUUCUAUCCUCCGCGAUAACAUGCCAUUUGGCUCGCCAGCUUCGGGCCAGUUCGGGACCUACUUCAUCGGCUACUCGCGCCACCUGUGGGUUAUUGAGCGCAUGUUGGAGCGCAUGUUUAUUGGCGAUCCUCCUGGUUUGCACGACCGCUUGCUCGACUACUCAUCCGCAUUGACCGGUUCUGUGUUUUUCGUCCCGAGUGCAACGACUCUUCAGGACUUGGAUAAGGACUGAUGCUAUGAUAAGGACAAUAUUUAAUUCGAAGUGGAGCAUAGGUAGCUGUAGCACGGUUUAAGUCCUGGAAGCACAUUAUAACGAGAAAAGAUACCAAUCACAGUGCUUGAAGCUGAUCACCCAGCAUCGGCACCCAUAUGUCAAAGCUGAAGACAGUCAAAAGCAGAUAUAUUCUAUUACUAAUACU